CCGCGAGAGACGAAGACCUACCUCCGCCGCCGGCAAGGCCACUUCUCCACCAUUCAUUCCUCUUGCUCUGCUCCUGACCGGAUCGAGAGCUCGCACUCGCACCGCCGGCCACCAUGGCGGAGGCCGCAAGUGCGGCGCCUCUACUCCGCGGCUUCCCAGAUGAGGUCGUCAUCUGGGAGAUCCUGCCCCGCCUUCCCCCAAAAUCCAUUCUCCGCUGCCGCGCCGUCUGCCCUGCGUGGCGCCGUGCCACCUCCGCCCGCGACUUCCUCCUCGCCCACCACGCCCGGCAGCCCGCGCUCCCCAUCCUCGACGGCUUGAACACCGUCGGCAAGGGCAUAGACAUCCUCACCUUCGACCACCGGUCAGCCGACCAGCUUCAGCUGCAGUCCGUCGCGCGACUAGGCGCCAACCACCACUUCGGUCUGGAGGCCUCGUGCGACGGCCUCCUCGUCCUCUCCAUCCACGACAUGAGCUUGGGUUUCGCUAUCUGCAACCCUGCAACUCGUCAGUAUGCUCCUCUUCACCUGCUCUAUGGCUCCAGGCUAUUGGGGAUGUACCCGCAUAGCCCUACCGGUGAGUACCGAUUAUUGCUCUACUUGUCCUCCAAGAUCAUGCAUGAUGAAGGUGAAGGUGCCUCCUACAUCUUCACGAUAGGCUCUGGCCAUCAACCGAGGAACAUAGGGUGCCCAGAUGCCAAGGCACUGAUAUUCACCCUGUCCACCCUGUUCCGUGGUAGCUUGCAUUGGCACUUGAAGCAGCAGGAGAGCGCAAGCAGCAGGAUAAUGGUUUUCGACACCACUGCUGAGUCUUUCCGGCAGAUGCGUGCUCCGGUUGUUCGUGGCUUUGGUAACCUGUUUGAGAUGGAUGGAAUGCUCGGCCUGUCCAUUAUUAAUGAUGAACAGACAAGCGUUGAUAUCUGGGUGAUGCAGGACUACGAAGGCCAGGUCUGGACCUUCAAAUCCCGGGUUGAAUUGCCGAUUGCAGAGAUCCGGGUGCAAUUUGGAAAGUUUGUCGAUUUUUGGAAUGUGGUGGCCGCGCCUUCUGAUGUUGAUGUGCAAGUGCUGGUCAAAACUGACGAGUGGCUGCUUCAGGUUGACACUGAUGGCAAGUUGGUUGCCAGUUUCCAUCGCAGAGGCCUCAAUCCUACUCAACGUCGGCUCAAACAGUCUCUAGUUUCACAUACCUUCUUUCCGACACAAGAGGGUUAUGUUGUGAAUGCGUCGCCUUUCAUCUGACCAGACGAUUAUGUUGUGAACAUUCAGCCCUUCAUCAGGGCUGGAUUAUUGAGUGUGGUGGUGCUUCUUAACAACCUAGCUCUCCAUAUCCACAUGAACUGCGGUACAUAUGAACUCGACCCACUAUUAGCCUGCUAGCUUCUUUGUUGAUGUAUAAGAAGUUAUGAUCAAGAAGCUCUGACUUUUACAUGUUUGAGUUAUAUUUCCUUGAAUGUCCUUUGUGGCUGAA
Molecule: messenger RNA, 1464 nt
Organism: Aegilops tauschii subsp. strangulata
Lineage: Eukaryota; Viridiplantae; Streptophyta; Magnoliopsida; Poales; Poaceae
Product: F-box protein At5g49610-like
Molecular function (GO): protein binding
Source: RefSeq, a predicted model, not a curated record